AUGUGUGAAGCUGUUUGUUGUGGGGAGGACAAUGUCAGUUUUGCUGCUGCAGCAAGCACUGCCUGCAGCAGCAGCAGCAGCAGCAGCAGCAGCAGCAGCAUGAGCCUCAGCAGCAGCAAGUGCAGCACCAGCAGCACCCCGCGGGGCGCCUCCUCCGCUAGCCCCUUCUACCCGUACCUAGCGGACAGCAGCAGCAGCAGCAGCAGCAGCAGCAGCAGCAGCAGCAGCAGCAGCAGCAUGGGGGCCCCCUACUGCUUCUUUGCAGACACCCCAAUGCCCAGCCCCCGGGUGUCUGCAGCAGAACUGCAGCGGGAAGAAGAGAGACAGGAGGCCCUCUUUAACAGCAGCAGGCGGGGGCAGCAGCAGCAGCAGCAGCAGCAGCAGCAGCAGCAGCAGCAGCAGAAGGGAGCCGCAGCUGCAGCUUUUAGCCCACCCCCCAUGCCGCCCCUGCGGCUCCCCACAAACUGCAGCAGGCGGGCGGACAGCAUUGAAGGCUGCAUUGCGAAGCUGCUGCAGUGCGAGGCUUUAGCAGCAGCAGAAGUGCAGCAGCUUUGUCGAAAGUUAUCUGAAGUUCUUGUGCGGGAGCCAAACUGUUUGGCCGUGCAAACCCCCGUGACAGUCGCUGGGGACAUCCACGGCCAGUUUUACGACUUGUUGGAAUUGUUUAGAGUUGGUGAAUUAAAUAAAUAA
Messenger RNA from Eimeria necatrix, 690 nucleotides. Its product is annotated as Serine/threonine-protein phosphatase , related. The record is from RefSeq and is a predicted model, not a curated record. Gene Ontology annotation, biological process: peptidyl-serine dephosphorylation. The transcript is spliced from 3 exons. Gene Ontology annotation, molecular function: protein serine/threonine phosphatase activity. Lineage: Eukaryota; Apicomplexa; Conoidasida; Eucoccidiorida; Eimeriidae. The coding region runs from base 1 to 690 and encodes 229 amino acids.